Messenger RNA from Mobula hypostoma (lesser devil ray), 5340 nucleotides. RefSeq names its product aspartyl aminopeptidase (gene dnpep). Gene Ontology annotation, biological process: proteolysis. Lineage: Eukaryota; Metazoa; Chordata; Chondrichthyes; Myliobatiformes; Myliobatidae. Bases 62 to 1489 code for a protein of 475 amino acids. The record is from RefSeq and is a predicted model, not a curated record. Gene Ontology annotation, molecular function: aminopeptidase activity; zinc ion binding. The transcript has 15 exons.
GGUGGAAGAGUAGUCCAGGCCCGUCCCUAUUUCUGAGAGGGAUACGGUGCUUGUCACGGCGAUGCAGACCGCAGCUAAAAAAGGUUUAAAGACUGCAGUGCAGACUGCUGCUGAGGAGUUCCUGGCCUUCGUGGAUGAAGGGGUGUCCCCUUAUCACGUUGUGGAGGAAUGCAAGCGGCGUCUCCGAUCAGCUGGCUUCAAAGAGCUCAAGGAGACUGACCACUGGGAUAUUGAACCUGCCAACAAGUAUUACAUGACGAGGAACUACUCAUCGAUUUUAGCCUUUGCCGUGGGAGCCAAGUAUAAACCGGGAAAUGGAUUCAGCAUGAUCGGAGCACACACAGACAGUCCCUGCUUGCGGGUGAAGCUCAGGUCAAAGAAGACACAGGUAGGCUACCUGCAGGUGGGAGUAGAAUGUUACGGUGGUGGAAUUUGGAACACCUGGUUUGACCGUGACCUUACAGUGGCUGGCCGGGUUUUGGUGAAGACAGGAUUCGGUGUGGAGCAGCGCCUGAUCAAUGUGCGUCACCCAGUCCUUCGAAUCCCCCACCUGGCUAUCCAUUUGCAGAGAGACAUAAAUGACAGCUUCGGACCCAACAAGGAGACUCAUUUGGUUCCAAUCAUUGCCACGGUUGUACAGGAGCAGCUGGAGACGGGAGGGAAGAGCAGUGGGAAUGCCUGUGAAGCCACCCAACUGUGUGACAAGCACCAUCCUGUCCUGCUGAAUCUGAUCUGCACAGAGCUGGGAGUGAACGCAGAAAAUAUCCUUGACUUCGAGCUGUGCCUGGCCGAUACACAGCCCGCGGCCCUGGGUGGCGCUUUGAAGGAAUUUAUAUUUGCUCCACGACUGGAUAAUCUCCACAGCUGCUACUGUGCCCUUCAGGGCCUGAUAGACUCAUCUAAGGAUGAUGGGACGCUGUCAGAAGACACCAAUAUCCGAAUGAUUACACUGUUCGACAAUGAAGAGGUGGGUAGUGGCAGUUCUCAGGGUGCAGAGUCCUCCCUUACGGAGUUGGUUCUUCGCCGGCUAUCCAGCAGCGCCAGCAAUCUGACGGCAUACGAGGAAGCCAUUCCCAAGUCCUUCAUGAUCAGCUCUGACAUGGCCCAUGCUGUGCACCCCAACUACCAAGACAAACAUGAGGAGAAUCUCAGACCAGCUCUGCACAAGGGCCCGGUAAUUAAGUUUAACAGUAACCAGCGCUAUGCGUCCACUGCAGUAACGAUGGCAAUCAUUCGAGAGAUCGCCAAUCAAGUGGCAGUCCCACUACAGGAUGUCAUGGUGAGAAACGACAGCCCCUGCGGGUCUACGAUCGGCCCAAUUCUGGCCUCGGGCCUGGGACUGAGAGUGGUGGACCUGGGCAGCCCCCAGCUGUCCAUGCACUCCAUCCGGGAGAUGUGUUGCAGCUCCAGCAUUCUCCAGACCAUUAAGCUGUUCAAGGGAUUCUUCGACUUCUUCCCAUCUGUGAACAACAAGCUGAUCGUUGACUGACGUCAUUCCUUUCCUGUCUCUGGGACUGAAGCCUAACCAUAAGUGGUCAAUGUCUCCACACUGGACACUCCCACUAAUGUGGGAUAAGCCCUCAUGGCCACCAUCCACCUUCCAAAGACAGGCAACGACUCUGAUUUAGCAAGGCCUGCAGAUUAAUCAUAGUUACUGUAUCACAUACAAACUGGUGGAGGAGCAAAGCAGGUCAGGCAGUAUUUAUUCGGGGAAAUAAACAGGCAACAGUUUGGGCCGAGAACCUCCAACAGGACUGGAAUGGAAGGGGGAAUAAAAUGAGAAGCUGGCAGGGCAGAGGUGGAAGAGGUAAAAGGCUGGAAAAGAAGAAACUUGUUUGGAGAAGAAACUGGAACAUGGAGGAAAAGGAAUGAGGAGGGAAACCAGGUGGAGUGAUGGGCAGCAAAGAGAAGGGGAUGAGGUUGAAAUUACCAGAAGUUGGAGAAAUCGAUGUUCAUGUUGUCAGUUUGUAGAGCACCAAGAUGGAAUGAGAUUUUGCUCCUCCAGCCUGAGUGUGGCCUCAUAGUGGCAGUAAAUGAGAUCUUGUAUCUAUAAUACUACAAGACAUGGGAGCAGAAUUAGGCCAUUCAGCCCAUCAAGUCUGCUCCACCAUUCCAUUAUGGCUGAUCCCAGAUCCCACUCAGCCCCAUACACCUGCCUUCUCGCCGUAUCCUUUGAUGCCCCGACUGAUCAGGGAACGAUCAACUUCUGCCUUAAAUAUACCCGUGGACAUGGUGUGCAUCACAGUCUGCGGCAACAGAGCAUUCCACAGAUUUGCUACUCUGACUAAAAAUAUUCCUCCCUACCUCUGUUCUAAAAGGUCACCCCUCAGUUUUGAGACAUGCUGUCCAGUUCUGGAUACCCCACCAUAGGAAACAUCCUCUCCACAUCCACCCUGUCUAGUCCUUCAGCAUUUGGUAGGCUUCAAUGAAAUGCCCCUGCAUUCUUCAAAAUUCCAAAGAGUACAGGCCUAAAGCUGCCAAACGCUUCUCAUAUGUUAACUCCUUCAUUCCCAGAAUCAUCCUCGUGAACCUCCUCUGGAAUCUCUCCAAUGACAACACAUCCUGUCUGAGAUAUGAGGCCCAAAACCAUUGUCGAUGCUCCAAGUGUUACCUGACUCGUGUAUUGUAAAGCCUCAGCAUUAUCUCUUUGCUUCUAUGUUCUAUUCCCCUUGAAAUAAAUGCCAACAUUGCAUUUGCCGCCUUUACCACAGACUCAACCAGUAAAUUAACCUCCUGGGAGUCUUGCACAAGGACUUCUAAGUCCCUCUGCACCUCUGAUGUUUGAACCUUCUCCCAUUUAGAUAGUCUCUACUAUUGUUCCUUUUACCAAAAUGCAUUAUCAUGCAUUUCUCAACACUAUACCAUGUGCCACUUUUUUGCCCAUUCUUCCAAUUUGUCUAAGUCCUGCUGCCCCUCCACCUAUCUUCAUAUUGUCUGCAAACUUUGCCACAAAGCCAUCAAUUACAUGGUCCAGAUCAUUGACAAACAAUGUGAAAAGUAGUGGUCCCAAUACUGAACCCCUAGGAACACUGCUGGUCACUGGCAGCCAAUCAGAAAAGGCCCUCUUUAUUCCCACUCGUUGCCUGUUCCCUGUCAGCCAUUCCUAUAUCCAUGCCAGUAUCUUUCCUGUAACGCCAUAGGAUUUUAUCUUGUUAGCAGCCUCGUGUGGCAUCUUAUCAGGUGCCUUCUGAAAACAUGUAUCAACGUGUUGGAAUUUGAAUUCAAAUGGAAUUACAAUUGGAAGAUCCUGUUUUUUGUGGCAACUGCAGCAAAGUCACUUGAUGAAGUAGUCCCCCAAUCUACAGUGCAUUGAUCUGAAAUGUCAAUUGUUUAUUUCUCUCCAUAUAUACUGCCCAACUUGCUGAGCUCCUCCAGAGGUUUUUGUUUGUUGCUCUAGACAUCUGCAUUGUUUAUGAUCUGUGGGGAGUGGAGGAAUUACUGAAAUUUCAGGGUCCUGAUGCAGGGGUUCAACCCAGAAUGUCAAUAAUUUCUUUCAUCCCAUACAGCUGCUUGAUCCAUUGAGUUCCUUCAGCACAUUAUUUGUUGCUUUGAAAAAGCUUCCAUUUAACCUCCUCAACUAAUCUCUCAUAACUGCUACACAUUUAUUUUCAACAUUCCAAGGAUUUGAUGGCUGUCUUAAGAAUUUCUCCACACCUCAGUUUUAAAUGACCAGCCCUUUACUUUGUAGCUGUCUCCCCUUGUUCAUGAGUCUCAACAAAAAAAUUUUUAGACUAUAAGAUGUAGGAGCAGAAUUAGGCCAUUUGGCCCAUUGAGUCUGCUCCACCAUUCCAUUAAAGCUGAUUUAUUAUCCCUCUUAACCUCUAUUUAAAAUGGAGGUUGAUAAUUUUUUAAUUUGUAAGGGUGUUAAAGGCGACAGCUGUGUAGGGAUGGGGUUCGUAUUCUGGAGAUGGAAAGAACAACCAGAAGGCAGCAGAAGAGAGCCAGGAGAAAUGCAGCCAUGGUUGCCACCACUACCACAUAUACAUGUCCCACCUGCAAUAGAGCUUGUGGGUUCAGGAUCGGACUGUAUAGUCAUCAAAGAUCUCACCGUUAAAGGAGUGGACGUCGUCAUUGGAUUUCGAUGGACAACCGAAGAUGAAGAAGAGAUCCUUUAACACCCUUACAAAUUAAGAACCUAUCAACCUCCACUUUAAAUAUACCCAAUGGCCUCCACAAAUUCACUACCCUCCAGCUAAAGAAAUACUUACUCAUCUCUUUUCUAAAGGGAUGUCCUUGUAUUCGGAGUCUGUGCCCUCUGGUCCUAGAUUCUCCCACUCUAGGAAACAUCCUCUCCACGUCUACUCUGUUUAGGCCUUUCAAUAUUUGAUUGGCUGCAAUGAGAUCCCUAAUCAUUCUUGUAAAUUCCAGCUAUUAUAAGCCCAGAACCAUCAAAUGCUCGUCAUACCAUCAAAUGCUUUCCAUUCCCAGGAUAAUUUUAGGCAGUAAAAUUUUUGGACAAAUACUGCAGAUGCUGGAACCCAGAACAACAAAAGUGGAUCGGGAAACAUCUGUGGUGUAGGGGGAGGAAUUUUUGUAUUUUGAGUUGAAGCCCUCUAUCAAGACUGAUGCAUUGUUCCAACCUGAAAUAUUGAAAAAUCCUUGUCUUCCUUCAGAUGUCUUUCAACCCACUGAGUAGAUUUUUGUUGCUGAUUUAGGGAUUUUUGUACAUUUUAGUGAGAUAACAGGAUCAUUUUUCUGUACUCUAGAGAUAAUAAGUCCAUUUGACUCAAUCUCCUUCCACAGGACAAGUCUUACCUCCAAGGAAUCAAUCUAAUGAACCAAAGUUACACUAUCAGUAAUCCUGUUCUUACUCAGGCAAGGAGACAAAAGCUCCUCUCCAUUCUAGGUGUGAUCUCACCAGAGCUCCAUGCCAUCCUAUAAUGUCAUCUGUAUUUAACAUUGAAGGCCAGCAUUCGCCUUCCUGACUCUCCCAUGCACCAGGGGGGUCAUUGGUUUUCUGUCUUGGUGGAACAAAGAAUUUCCAUUGAUGGCUGUUUUGUCUCGGAAUGGCUGGAAGAGUGUUCUAGCUAGAGUCAAAACUGGUGAGGUAAUCUCUCCUGAAUUAGUGAGGCUGCAUCGUGGUUGGAGCUGGAAAUGAGGUUGUUCAGAAUUUAAUGUUGCAUCACUAUGGUCCUCCUGACUGGGUGGUGCUGUGGUGCAACUCAGAUCCUAUACCUAGUCAAUCAGUAACCUCCCUGUGGUGGAAAAGUCAACUGCAGUUACAAGCCCGGUUUCUAAGUGACACAAAUAAUCACUGUCCUGAAGAUGAAAAGCUCUAUUUUUAUCUUAAUGUAUUGCUUCUUAAACGAUCAAUAAACUUUGAAACUCAGUGUUCAAUCC